ACCACCACCCUUUGACACGAACCGGUAUAACAUGUUAAUGCUUAAGAGUGAGCCAGCCCUCAAGUUGACUUUUUUCUUCCUUCCCGACGGACCUAAAAUCAUUUGAUAAGCCGACAGCAGACGGUAAACCCCGUUUUCCGCUCACAGGACGUGUCUUUUAUCGUGUUUUUUUUUUUAUUGCGGCAAAAAUGUUGUGUUGUUAGCUAGCUUGGCGGCUAGCUAGGAAGCUAACAUGUCAAGCAGGGAGGUUGAGGAAAGGAGUCCGCUCAUGGGCGACUCCUCGCCGGGGGAGAGAGCUCCAAACACCGCGCUGAGGGAGCUGCUCCAAUUUAAAGUUUACAAGAAAAGGUGGUUCGUCUUGUCGCUGCUUUGCCUGUUGAACUGCUCCAACGCCAUGCUAUGGCUGACCUUUGCACCAGUAGCAGACCAGUCUGCCCAGUACCUGAAAGUCUCCUUAAAUGCCAUCAACUGGUUGUCAGUGGUCUACAUAGUGGUGGCCAUUCCACUCAGCUUCGGUGCCACGUGGAUGCUGGACAUCGUGGGACUGCGGGCCACAAUGCUCCUGGGCUCCUGGUUAAAUAUGGGCGGGGCGGUGAUUCGCAUUUUGGGGUGUUUGCAGCCGGGUCAGAUCUUCUACGGGGUGGUGUUUUCCGGUCAGACGCUGGCAGCGGUGGCGCAGCCGCUCAUCAUCUUCACGCCCACCAAGAUGGCGGCGUUGUGGUUCCCCGAUCACCAGCGAGCCACGGCCAACAUGAUGGCCUCCAUGGCCAACCCGCUGGGCAUCCUCAUCGCCAACAUCGCGUCUCCAAAGAUCGCUCGCACGGCACAACAACUCCCACUUUUGAUGUUGGUCUAUGCCGUUGUUGCCUGCGUCAGCUGUUUCCUCGUCACCAUGGGCAUGCGGUGCAGUGCCCCCCCGACGCCGCCAUCGGCCAGCGCAGAACAUUCCACCUCGGAACCCUUCAGACAUGGCUUCAAACUGCUGCUGAGGAACCGAGCGUACCUGCUGCUGCUGCUGUGCUUUGGCUCGGGCGUGGCCGUGUUCACCUGCUUCUCCACGCUGCUGGACCAGAUCCUGUGUGUGCAGGGAUACACCAACGAUUUCGCGGGUCUGUGCGGCGCACUCUUCAUCGCGUUCGGCAUCGUGGGCGCCGCCCUGCUGGGGCUUUACGUUGACAAAACCAAGAAGUUCAUAGAGGCCAUCAAAGUCAACAUGAGCCUCUCUGCCAUGGUGGCCUGCGCCUUCACUGUGGUGUGUCUGAUGCAAGGUCAGAAGGUGGCCGUAGCGAUUGUUUGCGCUCUUUUUGGCUUCUUCGGUUUCUCCAUCUACCCGGCCGUGAUGGAGUUGUCCGUGGAAUGUUCCUACCCUGUGGGAGAGGCCACCUCCGCCGGACUGGUCUUCAUAUCAGGACAAGUUCAGUCGCUGAUUUACAUCAUCCUGCUUCAAGCUUUGGCAACACCCAUCGCAGAGUCGCCUCGCUUAACCUGCACGCUCGCCCCUCAGAGCUGGAAAGUUCCUGUGAUGCUGCUGUCCGCACUGAGCGCCGUGUCCUCCUGCAUCUUCCUCAUCUUCUUCCACACGCCCUACAGGCGCCUGGAGGCCGAAAAAGCCGCCAUUUACGGGACCGGCCAGGGCAACGGAACCGCCGCCAGCGAGAACAAGUGAUCCGGCCGAGUAACGUUUUUAUAACAAAAUAACCAAGAAGAAUUAUGUCCUUUGUUUUUUAACUCUUGCCAAAGAGGAAGUCACCACUUUUAUGGAGGUUCAUUUAUAUCUUCAUUAGGAAAAGUUUUCUUUUGACAAUUUCCAUCCAUUUUCUACCGCUUGUCCCUUUUGGGGUCGCGGGGGGUGCUGGAGCCUAUCUUAGCUGUAUUCGGGCGGAAGGCGGUGUACACCCUGGACAAGUCGCCACCUCAUCACAGAUAGACAACAUUCACACUAGGGACCAUUUAGUGUUGCCAAUCAACCUAUCCCCAGGUGCAGGUCUUUGGAGGUGGGAGGAAGCCGGAGUACCCGGAGGGAACCCACGCAGUCACGGGGAGAACAUGCAAACUCCACACCGAAAGAUUUUAGUCAUAGUUUAAUCAUGUAAGCCAGGACUUUCGUAUUGUGAGGCACAUGCACUAACCCCCUGUGCCACCGUGCAAUUUAUGCAACUGAAUUUUGUGUACAUCAAAUUAUGCUGACAGAUGAGUACGGUUACUUUAAAAUAUGACUCAAGUAAAAAGUGUUCAUCACAAUAAUUAGUUGAGCAAGUAUUGUGUGAUGGGUUAUACUUGUAUAGCGCUUUUCUACCUUUAUUUUAAGGAACUCAAAGCGCUUUGACACUAGUUCCAUAUUCACCCUUUCACACACUGAUGUCAGGAGCUGCCAUGCAAGGUGCUAACCAGGCCCCAUCAGGAGCAAGGGUGAAGUGUCUUGCUCAAGGACACAACGGACGUGACUAGGAUGGUAGAAGGUGGGGAUUGAACCAGUAACCCUCAGGUUGCUGGCACGGCCACUCUCCCGACUUCGCCACGCCGUCCCCGUGAUAAAACGACUCAAGUAUUUAGUAACUUGCGAGUAACUUCUGAUUUAUUCAAGAGCUGAUUUUGUAAUGGUCUUGGAAUACAAUUGUAGUUGGUGUGUGUAAAAUAUAAAAAUCACACUUUUCUCCAGUUGGAAGUGGAAUUCUUGUAGGCUGAAAUGUGAACAUUUCUACUGACACACAUGACAGCACAUGAUAUAAAUGCUCUUUUUGCUAGUUUAAAAGUAACAAUUGAGGAUUUUUGCUGCCUUUUCUGACGUCAUGUCACAAUUACAGUCAGUAUGUUUCUAUCUACUAAGUUAGUCUGAUUUUUCAAAUCAUUCAGUUUCUUCUAUUUUCACACCAGCAUGUGGAGUUGGACUUUCCAUGAUCUUACCUCUAAUGCAAGGGUCACAAACCUUUUUGAAACCAAGAGCUACGUCUUGGGUACUGAUUAAUGCGAAGGGCUACGAGUUUGAUACACACUUAAAUAAAUUGCCAGAAAUAGCCAAUUUGCUCAAUUUACCUUUAACUCUAUGUUAUUAUUAAAAAAUAAUGAUAUAUAGCUUUGUGGAAACACUGAUCAUCUUAAUGAUUUCUCACAAUAAAUAUAUAUAGAAACAGAUAAAUAUUUUUUUUUUAAAAGGGUAUUUCUGUCUGUCAUUCCGUCUACAUUUUUUUUCCUUCUACUGAAAGUUUUUUGUAGAGAAUAAAUGAUGAAAAAAACACUAAAUUGAACGGUUUAAAAGAGGAGAAAACACAAAAAAAAAGAAAAUUAAAUUUUGAAACAUAGUUUAUCUUCAAAUUCCAUCCAUCCAUCCAUUUUCUACCGCUUAUUCCCUUUUGGGGUCGCGGGGGGCGCUGGCGCCUAUCUCAGCUACAAUCGGGCGGAAGGCGGGGUACACCCUGGACAAGUCGCCAACUUAUAUCUUCAAAUUCGACUCUUUAAAAUUCUAAAUUCAACCGAAAAAAAGAAGAGAAAAACUAGCUAAUUUGAAUCUUUUUGAAAAAAAAAAAAAAAAAAAAUUAUGGAACCUCAUUAGUAAUUUUUCCUGAUUAAGAUUGAUUUUAGAAUUUUGAUGACAUGUUUUAAAUAGGUUAAAAUCCAAUCUGCACUUUGUUAGAAUAUAUAACAAAUUGGACCAAGCUAUAUUUCUAACAUUAUUUCUUCUAGAUUUUCCAGAACAACAUUUUUAAAAGAAAUUCAAGACUUUGAAAUAAGAUUUAAAUUUGAUUCUACAGAUAUUCUAGAUUUGCCAGAAUAAUUUUUGGGGAAUUUCAAUGAUAAUAAGUUUGAAGAAAUAUUUCACAAAUAUUUUUCCUUGAAAAAAACAGAAGCUAAAAUGGAGAAUUAAAUUAAAAUGUAUUUAUUAUUCUUUACAAUAAAAAAUAAUAAUUUAUUUGAACAUUGAUUUAAAUUUUUAGGAAAGAAUUUAAAAGGUAUAUGUGUUUAAAAAUCCUAAAAUCAUUUUUAAGGUAGUAUUUUUUUCUCUAAAAUCGUCUUUCAGAAAGUUAUAAGAAGCAAAGUAAAAAAAUAAAUGAAUUUAUUUAAAAGCAAAGUAAAAAAAUAAAUGAAUUUAUUCAAACAAGUGAAGACCAAAUCUUUAAAAUAUUUUCUUGGAUUUUUUAAUUCUAUUUGAGUUUUGUCUCUCUUAGAAUUAAAAAUGUCGAUCAAAGCGAGACCAGCUUGCUAGUAAAUAAAUACAAUUUAAAGUAUGUUUUGCCAUUGCUCAAAACAAAAAAUAUGACAAAAAAAUCCAUGUUAUAAUAAUUGUUUUCAAAGCUCCAAUUGGUUAAAAAGAUUCACUUUAAAAUGUUUUAUGUGGUAAAUAUUGCAUAUAUUGUGCAGUUUCCAUAUAAAAACCAAGUUGUCUUUGACAAAAGAGCAUAAAACAAACAAUAAUAGUUCAAAUGUAAAAUCGACAAAUAUAUAUGAAAUUGAUCUCGUAACUUAAGUUAUAAGAAAAACCUAAUAAAAAUGUAUCACUUUCUGAGUGGGGCACCUUUUUGAUCCCAAAUAUAUUUACUGGUAUUUUAUUUAUCUUUUCACUGUGAUUACUCAAAAAUAAUAAAUAAUUCAAAUCAA
Molecule: messenger RNA, 4593 nt
Organism: Nerophis ophidion (straightnose pipefish)
Lineage: Eukaryota; Metazoa; Chordata; Actinopteri; Syngnathiformes; Syngnathidae
Product: solute carrier family 49 member A3-like
Exons: 10
Coding region: 233-1666 (477 amino acids)
Biological process (GO): transmembrane transport
Cellular component (GO): membrane
Molecular function (GO): transmembrane transporter activity
Source: RefSeq, a predicted model, not a curated record